UCACCCCGGAACCUCUUUCCUUUCACUGGUCUGUAGCCCCUUUGGUCAUGGGGCUCCUGGAGCCAGCAGGGAGGAGGGAGCUGCGUGGCUCUGAUCUCCCCUGGGGUCACAGGAGGUCCAGCCAUGUCUCUCUGGAAGGAUGUCAUGCCCUUCAUGAAGGAGCCCCAUCCCCCACCUCAGGUCCAGCUUUCCUGGAUCCUCCCGAGCCUGUUUGCUGCCUUUAACGUAGUGCUGCUGGUGGUUUUCAGUGGCCUUUUCUUCGCAUUCCCUUGCAGGUGGUUGGCUCAGAACGGGGAGUGGACCUUUCCCAUCCUCACCGGUGUGCUCUUUGUCCUUGCUUUCUUCAGUCUUGUUUCGCUCAAUUUCUCAGACCCUGGCAUCUUGCAUCAAGGCUCCAAUGAACAGAGCCCCAUGAUGGUGCAUGUGGUGUGGGUGAACCACAGGGCCUUCCGCCUGCAGUGGUGUCAAAAGUGCUGCUUCCAUCGCCCACCACGGACAUACCACUGCCCCUGGUGCAACAUCUGUGUGGAGGACUUUGACCACCACUGCAAGUGGGUCAAUAACUGCAUCGGUCAUCGCAAUUUCCGCUUCUUCAUGCUGCUCGUCCUGUCCCUGUGCCUCUACUCGUGCACCAUGUUGGCUACUUGCUUGGUCUUCCUGGUGCGCACGGCCCACAUGCCCUUCUCCACAGACAAGGCCAUAGCCAUCGUGGUGGCUGUCCCUGCCGCCGGCUUCUUGGUGCCACUCCUCCUGCUGUUGCUGGUCCAGGCCAAGUCGGUGAGCGCAGGCGAGCGCUCCUACGAGGGCAAGUGCCGAUACCUGCAGAGAUACAACCCCUUUGACCAAGGCUGUGCCAGCAACUGGUAUUUAACAAUUUGUGCACCGCUGGGACCCAAGUACAUGUCUGAAGCUGUCUGGCUGCAGAGAGUGGUCCAGGCCGACAGGGUGCCCAUGCAGAGCCUGGGCCCCUCUGUGCUCAAUCCCUCAGCCCCCUCAGGGCCUGGGCCUGGCUCCCAGCCUCAACCUCUGAGUCUCUACAAACCAGGAAAUGGCCCCCCAGGGAGUGGUGAGGCUGCAGCCCUCCAGAAGCUCCACACUGACCCAGUGCUGCCGCUGCUGCGGGAUUGCCCCAGACAAGGUUCAGUCUACUUCUCACCCCACCGAUCCCGGAGAAGCCAGGAGCUUCUGCACCUGCACCUCACCUCUUGAACCCUGUGUGGAGGCCUCUGUUCUGCCCGGCAUAGGCUCCCCUGGUGGAGUGCUGAGACUGCCCCCUCCCCCAAGUCCAUUAAACACUUCUUGCUUACCUCCUACAACUGCUCUGGUGCACUGUCUGUCCCUGGUUCGAAGGAGUUUGAGGGUAGCAGGCUCUGAGAGG
Molecule: messenger RNA, 1378 nt
Organism: Talpa occidentalis (Iberian mole)
Lineage: Eukaryota; Metazoa; Chordata; Mammalia; Eulipotyphla; Talpidae
Gene: ZDHHC19
Product: zinc finger DHHC-type palmitoyltransferase 19
Exons: 8
Coding region: 124-1209 (361 amino acids)
Biological process (GO): protein targeting to membrane; peptidyl-L-cysteine S-palmitoylation
Cellular component (GO): endoplasmic reticulum; Golgi apparatus
Molecular function (GO): protein-cysteine S-palmitoyltransferase activity
Source: RefSeq, a predicted model, not a curated record